AUGCACAAGAAGUCCGCUGCUCCGACAUUUUACUCGGUGCCAGCCAAGAGACAGGCUUCAUCGUCGUCAUCGUCGUACGGCGAUGUGUUGACACUUCAAAAAUGGACAUUGGAUCGAAAUUUACACUUGAUGGAGCUGCCUGAGGAUGUCCUUUAUUUAUUGUUCCGAUAUUUGGAUCUGACAUCCUUAGGCCGACUCUGUCAAGUGUGUAGGAAGCUCCGACGUCUAAUCCAAACCGAUAGUGUAUGGCUUCCUUUCAGUAGACAUCAGUUGGUGAUUCGUGAACCUCAACAAGGAAAUCUUACCAAAUGCAGAACAUGUCUCCCUUCUCUGAAGGAGCAGUGUCGAAUGGCCAGAAAUUGGACCAAAGGAAUAAAUCGGGAAAUCACUAUAGUAAGACAUCACAGCAGGCAACUUCCCUGGAUGCAGUAUGAUCAGAUUCACCCUAAAACUAUGUGGGUAUCCACUGGCGAGUACAUCAACUGUUAUAAAGUUCUUGCUAAUGGGUUGUUUCAAGAGGAUAAAAGAAGAAAACUUGGUCCUCUUCAUAGAGAUGUGACAAGAUUUGUGGUGAAGGACUCUUUAGUUGUCAGUGGUUGCAGGGAAGGAAGCUUGUUUGGCUGGCAUAGUGAUACAGGGAAAACACUCUUCUGUUAUGUCAAUGUUCACACUGAAGAUACCCAAUGUGUAGACUUUCAUCAUAACCUGAUGGUGUCAGGAUCUAGAGAUGCCACUCUAAAGAUUUUAAGUAUGGAUGAGCAAUAUAACAGCAAUCAACCCAGAGCCACACUGCGAGCAGAGGACAGAGUUUGGUCUGUUGCAAUGGCGCCAGAUGGCAGCACAUUUGCAUCUGGGAGUGCAGGUUGCAAUGGCAGUUAUCCUUUAAUCAUCUGGGACCUGUGCAAGGGUGUGAUGGACUGUAGCUUGGGUCAGGACCACAGACGAGGUGCUGGUAUCUUGGACUUAAAAUAUGAAGCUCCAGAUAUUCUCCUUUCAUGUGGCUAUGAUUCCUAUCUUCGGCUUUGGGAUUUACGCACAGAAAAAUGUGAGAUGAUGUGGGAAGAACCUUUUGAUUCAGCUGUUUACUGUGUGAAGACAGAUGGGGAUUGUGCUAUGUUGACAGGCACUGCCAGGCAUGGGAUGACAAGACUGUGGGAUAAGAGAGCCACAAAACCUGUGCAAUUGUAUUAUGCAGGACAUCGAAGCAGUCCUGUGUAUUCAUUGGCCUUUGACUGUUCCCACCUUUAUUUGGCCUUGGACAUCAGUAUCAGCAUGUUAGAUUUUUCCAUCUACAGGUAG
Molecule: messenger RNA, 1299 nt
Organism: Acanthosepion pharaonis
Lineage: Eukaryota; Metazoa; Mollusca; Cephalopoda; Sepiida; Sepiidae
Source: the annotation of a GenBank genome assembly